CGCAGCGCGCAGGCGCAACAGAGAGCCACCUGCGCAGGCGCAGGGCGGCCGAGGCGGUCCCACUCCACCGCCCCCGAGCACGGGCGCGCGCGUGCCAUGGAACAGAGGUUAGCCGAGUUCCGGGAGGCCCGCAAACGGGCCGGGCUGGUGGCUCAGGGCGAGCAGACCUCGGCAGAGAAGGCGGUCCCAGCGGCGGCGACCGCAAAGGCAGCCCCGGGCUGGCUGAGACGCUUCCUGACGUGGAAAGCGAGCCCCGGCGUUCCGCCGGCCCGGCCCAACCAGGCUCAGGAAGCAGCCCAGCAGCCCCCACAGAGUGCAGCGGUCCCUCUGAUCUCGCCCCGACGCCAGUCUCUCCUGACCAACAUCACCUUCUUGAAGGUUCUCCUCUGGCUGGUCCUGCUGGGUCUGUUUGUGGAACUGGAGUUUGGCCUGGCUUAUUUUGUCCUGUCUAUGUUCUAUUGGAUGUACGUGGGGACUCGGGGUCCCGAGGAGAAGACAGCGGGAGAGAAGAGUGCCUACUCUGUGUUCAACCCCGGCUGUGAAGCCAUCCAGGGCACCCUGACUGCAGAACAGCUGGAGCGUGAGUUACAGCUCAGGCCCCCACAGGGGAGGUAGGACCCACCUCGGCUGCUCCUCCUAGCCUUGAACGUGGACUCUGGAGGACAAAGGACCGUUUACAGGGUGGCUGGCGUGUGACGGCCACAGCCUCUACUUUCCCCUCAUCUGCUGCAGGUUCGAUUUUGGACUCCUCGUUGGUUUAGGUGAAGUUUUCUAAAUGACAUUGCUGUGGAGCUGAUGCGGUUUAUAAAAGCUGUGUAAGAA
Messenger RNA from Mesocricetus auratus (golden hamster), 822 nucleotides. It is a transcript of the gene Saysd1, whose product is annotated as SAYSVFN motif domain containing 1. Bases 97 to 615 code for a protein of 172 amino acids. Lineage: Eukaryota; Metazoa; Chordata; Mammalia; Rodentia; Cricetidae. The record is from RefSeq and is a predicted model, not a curated record. The transcript is spliced from 2 exons.